Hemibagrus wyckioides is the source of this 3585-nucleotide messenger RNA. It is a transcript of the gene bcl2l1, whose product is annotated as BCL2 like 1. The record is from RefSeq and is a predicted model, not a curated record. Gene Ontology annotation, biological process: intrinsic apoptotic signaling pathway in response to DNA damage; negative regulation of intrinsic apoptotic signaling pathway; extrinsic apoptotic signaling pathway in absence of ligand. The transcript has 5 exons. Gene Ontology annotation, molecular function: protein heterodimerization activity; protein homodimerization activity. Bases 488 to 1216 code for a protein of 242 amino acids. NCBI's taxonomy places the organism in Eukaryota, Metazoa, Chordata, Actinopteri, Siluriformes, Bagridae. Gene Ontology annotation, cellular component: mitochondrial outer membrane.
AGCUAAGAUAGCUAGCGUAGAUGCGCGAGGCUGCGGUACUGGUUUAGUGUAGGUUGAGAAAGAAAUGUCGGCUUACAGGCGGUCACUGACUGGACUCUUGCUCAAUAUUUCGGUCAUGUGGGAGAGCGAGACGUAACGCUCUUAAUGAUCUGAUAGAGUCUCGAGAGCAGCUGUUGGAGAUUGGUGAAACAGCUCCUUUAUAACAAAACAACACAGGAGUUUGCCUGGUCAGAGUUCUUGUUUAGACCGGACCGGAUUUCUGUAUGGUGUCUGAGCCCUUGCACCAUCUUGAUUGUAUCUGUUUACGCGGAUAAGAAGCAGAGGAAAUCGAUGAAGAUCGGAGGUCAACCUGGUUUAAUAUCCGUGAUGAGAGAGCCAGCGGCACACGACGAGUAGAGACGCGAACGUCCGUGCGCUGUUUUUCAGACACCGACGAGCGAUCGGGUGUAGCAUCCAGCCUCAGAUAAAUCCAGUAUCACUCUUCACGAUGUCUUACUACAACAGAGAGCUGGUUGUGUACUUCAUCAAGUACAAGCUCUCCCAGAGAAACUAUCCCUGCAGCCACAUCGGGCUCACGGAAGAUGCGAACGGAUCUGAAGGAGGCGAGGCGGAGGAAGGGAACGCAGCGGGAGCGAGAGAACCGGAGACGCCCACAGCUGUCGUUAACGGCUCCUUAAACGGGACGGGUUCGACAGGGACUCCUCCACGAUCACCGACUCUGUCCCCUCAGCGGCAGGUGAAUGGAAGAGCGAGCCUCGAGGCGGUAAAAGAGGCGCUGCGCGACUCGGCCAACGAGUUCGAGCUGCGCUACACACGCGCCUUUAGCGACCUGUCGUCGCAGUUGCAUAUCACUCCGGUCACGGUGUACCAGAGCUUUGAGAGUGUGAUGGACGAGGUAUUCCGCGACGGCGUCAACUGGGGCCGUAUCGUGGGCUUGUUCGCGUUCGGAGGUGCCCUCUGUGUCGAGUGUGUGGAAAAGGAGAUGAGUCCACUGGUGGCACGUAUCGCAGAGUGGAUGACCGUCUACCUGGACAACCACAUCCAGCCCUGGAUCCAAGAGCAAGGAGGAUGGUCAGGCCAAAAUCACGAUCUUCAAGCUGCGGGUUUGAGAAUGAUGAGAGGAGCAGCAGGUGGAAUCUGGCAGAGGGAGAGAGAGGCAGAGAGGCUGCAUUACUGUAUCUGUGGAGGAGCGUUUUGCAGAGAUCUUUGGAAAUGAUUCAGCAGGAGAGAGCAGAAGGUUGGAGGAAAGCUUCAAGAAGUGGUUGCUGGCAGGGAUGACGCUGUUAAUGGGGGUGGCGGUGGGCUCCAUCAUCGCUCAGAAGCGCCUGUAAAGAUUACCGAAGACGCAUCAUCGGCCUCCACCCAGUAUACACCUCAGACACACAUGAAGGAACUUUUACCCAGCAAACAUUUAUUUUUGUUUUGUACUUGUUUUGUUUUGCCAAGAAUUAUCAUGUUUACACCCCCUCAUCCUCCUCAUCUUCCUCCUCCUCCUCCACUCACAGUGCACUGUGGGCUGUGUGAGUUACCCAAGUACAACUAUACACAGUCCUAACCUGGUGAAAGUGGACUUGUUGCCCAAAGUCACUUAUUUUUUUAUUUUUUUUAAUUGAUUGAAAUAGAUCACCUUAUUUCUGUUUGUUCUGUGUUAAAAAAUGUCAUCUUUUAAAAAAAAAAAAAAAAAAAAUGUACACAUUAUUAUUUUAUCGUGAAAGGUGACAGCGAUUCAGAGCUCUUUCUGAGACCUGAGUUUAUAUGCGAAGUACCUACUCACAGAUUCUAGAUGGAAUCUCAGUUCAGACUUCUGGUCCCUUCAGAGGCUUGUGAACCGGACUAGCAGACAUGCGCAGAACCUUGCACUACAGUCACAAGCCCUUUCCGAGUCGCCGGGUUCUUCUCAACACGGCGUCUUUACCAGUAAGGGACAUUGACGGGAAAGGUAUUCGCCUUUGGAAGUGAAUUCUGUAGUUUAGUGUGGAACUGUAGGCUACUUUACAUCCAGAAAGAAAAAAAGAGCCCAGAAGCGUGGGGUGAUUCUACGUAUGGGAUUUAUGACGAGGAUCAGAAGCUUUCCAUUUUUCUACAAGUGCUCUCUGAGAUGCUUAGUGAGAGCCUGUGUCGGAUAAAGUUCAGUUUUCCUGUGUGUUUGUUUGUUAUUAAACCUAAACUGGUUUAAAUGGGUGGUAACUUUUCUUUACACCAUUGGGAGUAUUGUAAUGAGAGCUAGAGCUGGCCCUUUCCUCUCUGUUAUUGUUGCCACAUCAUAAAAAGCGUAAUGUAUAAUAGACUAAACUUAGAUUAAAACGCAUCUCAACAAGAGUCCACUGUGUCUUGUGUGGGUUUCGGUGGUGGUUUGUGUUGGAUUUGGCUUUAAAAGAGAACCCCAUCAGAGCAGGUCAUAGACGAGACACUUAGUUAAGUCUAGCUUACUUUAGUUCUAAUUAAUUUAUCAGUCGGUGAUUUUCUUGUAAUUCUCGAAAUGCUAUUUUGCAGUGUGUGUGUGUGUGUGUGUGUGUGUGUGUUAGUGAGUGAGUGGGUGCUUCCAUUCUGAGUGUACGUCCUUGUUUAUUUACAGCGAAGAACGUUUUAUUUUGAUAUUCAAAAAAAAAAAAAAAAAAAAACAGAACGAAUGUUUUACGUUGCUUUCUAGCGUUUAAGCCCAGAUCUGCCUGAAAUCCUACCAGCUUUACCAUCUUCUGUGCGCUAAUGUGCUGUAAAAGGCUCGGGGGGUCUGUUAUGGGAAGAGAAAUGUUUGCUGAAAUCUCUAUUAAAAAUUUUACACAUCUGGAUUUUUAUGCCUUUAUUUGAAGUGUUUAAGAAAUGUGAAGUCUAAAUUGAAAUUGGCGUGAACAUGUGAGGCAUCAAAUUCAAUUUUAUAAACACACAUUUAUUUGGAAAUUGAUGACCUCAGUUUGAAACAAAUCAUGAAUCAAACUGGAACGGCACGGGGGUCACAUCCCAGAAACAUGAUGGUGCAGUGGUUAAUGCUUAAUAAAGUGUGUGUGUGUGAGACCCUGCAAUAGACUUCCAUCCCAGUCAGGGUGUCCCCUCAUCACACCCACUGUCCAGGCUAGUCUCCCAUGAACCCUGACCAGUACAGAGCAGUGAAAUGAGUCAAUUUAAUUAAUUUGAUGAAUAUAAAAUUUAAUUUCAAACAGUGCAAUAUAUACAAACAUCACUUACAAACUCAAAUUAAGGCAAAUUCAGACUGACCUGGCAUAUAUUUCUCAUUCCAUAGAUAAAAGAGAUGCACGGGGAAUGGAAACUGUCUGGAUUUACCAAUCGGGGGCUCAAAGUUCUACUGCAGUGUCCGAGCUUGUGAAUAAAAAUAGUCUUUUCAUUUAAUUUGUGAGCGCUUUAACAGCCUACAGGACGAACAGGCCGUCUCUCCCGGAUGUCUUACUCUUGUCUGGCAUCUCUCUAUGUCUGUACUGCUGUGUUUAUUUGUAAGUUAGUCGCUUUCGCUGUCAUGGCGGCUCAAGCUGCUCAUCACUCGGAGAGGCCACCUGCUGCUCUGCACCUUACAGUGACCAGAAGCAAGCAUACUAAAGUUUUGCAAAAAAAAAAAACAAAACAAAAAAACAA